GCAAACCCUAUCUCAGUAUCUCAUUCUUCAUCUUCUGAUUCCUGUCAUCGCUGUCAUCUACUCAUCGCCGUCAUCUCCUCUCUCAUCGCCGCACAUCGCAGCCACCGAUGUCACGAACUGGACGGAGGCAGUAGAGGACCUCGUCAGUAGCCGCGAACUCGAGAAGGCCAUAUCUUUACUCGCGAAGGUGACUAACGGUGUGCAGCCCCUUCAGAAUUUGGUUGUCCAUCCCGUGAUCGACGAGGCAACUAAAUAUUGGGAAUGACGACGACAACAUAGUUGUUCCUUACAGUAGUGAUGAUGACGAUUUAUCGUAUCACCAUAGAGCGACCGACGCCGACGUACUCAACCAAAAAAUAGGAAGGGUGCUGAAACUCUUUCUUGAAUCUGAUUAUAACUGAAGGAAGUAUUUUUGUUUUUGAAUUUUUAUUUUUGUAAUGAUUAUUGUUUAGAUCUUGUUAACUUAUGCAAUGAAUAUUGUUCUAGAAAUUCUUUCGUUUUAAAAUGCUUUUGGAUUUAUUUUUCACAUGGGCCGUAUGAUUUUUUUACAUUUGCUUGACUUAUCAGUUUCUAAGGACAAAGCCAUACUUGAAAAGUCAAUUCAAUUUUUGUACUACCUUAAAAAUGAGCUCCGGUCAAAUUGGAAAGAAUGUUUUACGACAGAGAGAGCAAUUUCCCACAGAGUGUAUAAUUUGAAUCCCUUUUUAAUAUGGUUUUGAAGAAAAAACAGAAACAAUUAUUUAGGUCUAAAGUAGAGUAAAAAUGGUCCGGAUCAGAAAAUCUAGUGGAUCUUCGGUCCAAGUAAAUACAAGAUUCCAGUUCUGGUCCAAUCUGAUUUAGGUUCGGUCUGAUUUAAUACUGGUGCAUAGCCCAAAUUGUGGAUAGGCAAAUUAUGGAUCCAUAUAGCUAGGAGUGAGCUAUCCCAAUAUGAUAUAGAAAAUAUGCCAAAAAACCCGAAAAUCCAAUUUUGAAAUCUUGAAUUGAUAAGUACCAAAAGUUACCGAACUGUACCAAAUCAGUUAUUCGAUUUGGUAUUUGGGAAUGAUAUUGACUUUUAUCCCAUUUAAAAAAUCCUAAAUAUUGAAUAAUUUAAACGAAGGAAGCUUCACCUGAUUUUAUUGUACUCCGUAAUAAGUUGUGAUAUGAUAAAUUUUUAAAAAUUUCAACUUGAGUGAGUCUUCGUCGCUCAAUCUCACGCCGCCGACCAUAGCUCCAGCUCCUUCUUCUUGGACUUCCCGGUGUUAAAGUAAAGAAAUCAAGGCAUUGCCUGUCGCCUGCGGAGGGGGAAGAAGCCUCAAUGCCGCGUACAAUUACCUACGAAAGCCCGGGCUGCCCUCGCCUCCGAGCCUUAACCUCUGAUGUUCUCGGCCUCAUCAAAGUGGUUCAAGCUCGUGGUGGCGAGAGAGAGGAAGCUCCGGCUGUAGUGGAGCGGUGGGGCGACCCGGAUCCUUCAAGACACGUUCUUGCCACUUCCAUCAUUGACCGUGAAUGUGACCCUCUUCUUGGCGUGGCAAGAAAAAAUGGCAUGAUUGAGGUGCUUAGCUCUAUCAAUGGUGAUGUUCGCCUUACGGUUCCGAGCUCUAGUGAGAGCAGCAAGGCGAGUGGUGAUGAUGCCAUUGUGGCAUUACAUCUUUUCCGAAAACAGAGGUUGGAGUCAUCAUUGAGGUCAUGUACCUUGUUCACAUGUACAAUAAAAGGGCAUGCAAGCAUAAGGUCUGUUGAAAUCCCUGAGUCACUUGGAGAUUCAACCUCAGAGGCCCCUCUCACCACAUGGGAUGCACACGCUUUGGGUACCAUUUUGUGCUCCAAAGUAGACAACAGUGAAAAUUAUGCUUUAUUCGGGGGGAAGGGAGUUGAAAUCAAUGUGUGGGAUCUUGAAAAGGGUUGUAAAGUCUGGGCUGCAAAACCUCUUCCCACAAACAGUAUUGGGAUCUUUACACCUGCUUGGUUUACAUCUGCAACAUUCCUAAGCAAGGAUGAUCAUCGCAAAAUUAUAGGUGGCACUAAUGGCCAUCAGGUGCGUCUUUAUGAUAUUUCUGCUCAGAGAAGACCUGUAAUAAGAAUUGAUUUUAGAGAAACAGCCAUUAAAGCUGUUGCUGAAGACAUUGAUGGCUGGACAGUAUAUGCAGGGAAUGCUUCGGGCGACCUUGCUUCAUUUGAUAUGCGCACAGGGAAGCUUUUGGGAUGCUUCAUUGGUAAAUCUAGUGGAAGUAUACGCUGCAUUGCUAGACAUCCGGAGCUCCCAGUGAUGGGAUCGUGUGGGCUGGACCGAUAUUUGCGCAUUUGGGAUGUCAAGUCCAGGCAACUUCUUUCUGCGGUGUUCUUGAAGCAGCAUCUUACUAAUUUUGUUUUUGAUUCUCAUUUUUGCUAUGAGGAGCAACAAGUUGUGAAUGAGGUACAACAAGAAUGUGAGGAAGUUUCUGAACUUCCAACCAAAAGGAAGAAGGAUGUUAAAGACCCCAGUCAAAAAAAGAAGCGAAAGACAAAGAGAACAGAGCAACAAGAUAUGAAUGAUACACAACAUGAAUGCAAAGAGGUGUCUAACAAAUUGACCAACGGGAGGACGAACGGUAAGGACCCCAGGCUAGAAAAGAAGCUGAAGACCAUGAAAACAGCUCAUCAACAUCCAGAGGAGCAAGAGAUGUCUGAAGACAAAGAAAGCAGCCUAAAUGACAUAGCUGAAGAGGAUACAGUGUUCCCUGGAAGUGAAAAGGCAUCUAAAGGGGAAAGUGGCAAGAAGAAGAAGAAGAAAGUGAAGAGAAGGAAAUCGGUGAUGCCACCUCAGCAAGGGGGCAUUUGAAAACGGCUCUAGACUGUCGCACAUGACUGUUGAGUUUCCCGUGGACGUGCUGUUUUUUGUCAUAAUAUAUUCUCCCUUUGUAUACAACGUUGGGGCUUGCAAAAACUCAAGUACCCCAAAUGUUUUUUUAGAGUAUUUCUUUUUCUUUUUCCGAUGAUGAAUGAUUUUUGUUAGGAACCAAGUAUUUCUUGUUAGGAUUUGAAGACAAUAAAGAAAGUGUUCUUAUUUGAGACCACACCAUCAUCACGAGGAGAUGCUUAUGGUUGAAAGGGAAGAUUACAAUAAGAGGAAAGAUGAAUUUCUGGAAAAGUUUGAUGUUUUGCAUUCUUACGAUCUCCUCUUCUAACCCGAGAACUAUCUGCUGGCCGUUGAACUUCCUCUCAAAGGAAUUGAUCUGGACAGAGUAAAGAACAUCAACUACUCUGAAUUGGCACCAUUAACUCAUCGUGGACAAAUGCCUAACCGAAGACAGCGACGUUGGUGUUAAAGUUACCGUAAUAGUGAUGACUUGUUUGAACCAGUGCCCAGACGACCGCGCGGAGGCAAAAUCUCUUGCCAGGGAACUCAGAGAAAUUGAAGGCACACAAGUUUUUUUUUUGUAUUAAAUAAUAAGCAUUGAG
This is a messenger RNA of Cuscuta campestris, 3420 nucleotides long. The record is from the annotation of a GenBank genome assembly. NCBI's taxonomy places the organism in Eukaryota, Viridiplantae, Streptophyta, Magnoliopsida, Solanales, Convolvulaceae.